CCAAGGCAUCAUCAAAUUUUCCAUUAUUCCGUGAUGAGAAAAUGUUGUUAAAAAUUUCUUAUUGUUAUAAUUUUUGUGAACUUGUGUUGUUUUAAAUAUAUAUUUGUUAAUACAUGGCGGGUAAUCGCCUUUAUAACCCCAUUUGCCUUGCUUGCCCAUAAAUAAGGGGCCAGUUUUUAAUUGCUCAACGAUAUUUUCCCGCCCAGCUUAAAAAAUAUAUUUGUAUGCCAAUUGUUACUUAAAAGCCAGCAUAUAAAAAACAUUUUUGUGAGCAUACAUAUUUAUACAUUCAUUUAAAAUGUAUACGCCAAGAAAAAGGCAAUGCAAUAAUGCCAUCAAUGAAAUGGCAUCUCCAAGAACACCGGAAACCCCUAUGAGUUUUAGCCGAGAAUUACGACAGGUGUUGCAAGAGCGUAAUCUAUUGACGGUAAAAUCUAGAAAUAAGGUGUGUUCCAUGUUGAUAGGAGGCACAGGACGCUCACCAAUAUCUUCGCCCAAUACGGAAACGGACAAACGAAGAACAUUUCGUUUGCAGGCCAUACAUGAAAUUGUUACAUCGGAAAAAACAUAUCUUCAGCAAUUGCAAACGUUGAUCGAUUACUUUGUGCAACCCUUGAAGGAGCAACAAAUCAUAGAUGAAGCCAGUCAUACCACACUCUUUGGCCAAAUAGAAAUGAUAAACAAUUUAAAUGGGGAAUUCCUAAGGGAACUUGAGUCGGAUCUGGAUAAUGUUGCCCAGGCCUUUUUGAAGAUGGCUCCUUUCUUUAAACUGUACUCAGUUUAUGCCUUCGAUUAUCGCCAAGCUUUGUUGGUAUUGCAGGAGCUUACAUCCAAGAAUGGUGCAUUUCGUAAAUUUUUGGAAAUCAAUGAAUUUCGUCCUGAAGUACAAAGAAAGCUUAACUCUUUAAUGAUAGUGCCCAUACAAAGAGUUCCGCGUUACAAAUUGCUGCUGGAACAGGUGCUGCUCUACACCAGCCCAGCAGAUGCUGACUUCAAAUUGCUAAAGGAGUCUGUGAAACAAAUCGAAAGCACCGUCUCACACAUAAAUAGCUGUGUGCAGGAUCAGGAGGUCACACAAAUGUUGAUUAAUAUACAAAACUCUCUGGUACAUCGUACACCGAAUAUUGUAAAGCCCUCACGCAAAGUCAUAAAGGAAGGAGUAUUGAAUAAGGUUACCCGCAAUGGCAACGAAGUCAAACGUUAUUGUGUCCUCACCUCAGAUAUUUUCAUGUAUUGCAAAAUACUAAAGGAUCGAGCAGCUAAUACGGUGGUUGAAAACUCCCUAGAAUGUUGUUGCAUAUUUCCCCUGAAAAAGUGUAAAGUCUAUGAGCUUUUACCCGGCCACUUUAAGGUCACCUGUCAGAGUGAUGGCAUAAUCUUUAACUCCCCUGAUUUGCAGUUGUCACGUAUUUGGGUGGGCUUUAUACGCGAUGCCAUUGAUUUGCAUAUACAGUGCCGCAAAACAUUGCGCAAGGAGAGCAGCAAGCGAACCCCAUUAAGGAAAAAAGAUGUAAAGAAUUUCGGUGAGGACUAUAUGUUGAGUCCAAAGAAUAAGAAAUCGGAAUUUGAAAACAUAUUUCGCAAUAAAAAUGCUGAGUCCGAAGACGAAACUGGGGCUGAUAACUCGUUUACGGCAACUAAUUGUUUUGGUGGCAGCAAGCGCAAAAUUGUAUCGCAUGCUGCUACGCCAGUUACAAUGGCAAAGAGCCUAACUGCCGCUAGGCAAAGCACACCCACAACACCAAAACCCCCAAAACGUAAAGCUCCGGAAAUUGUAGAUGAAAAUGAGAGCAUCUUAAGAGACAAAAGUCAACAUAGUAGUGGUAUAGGCACCCCAGAAAAUCGCCUCUCCAAAUUAUAUAAAUUUAUAUCCAAUGAUAAAAUGCGGGCCACCACACGUGGCAUUCUGAAGAAAACUCAAUCGAGAACAAAUGUGCAGCCGCAACCAAGCUUGCAACAACAACAACCACAAGUUAAUCGUCUCUCUGACAAUGAUCCCACCUACGGCUUCGCUAGCCGCUAUUCCGAUUCCAAGUCAUAUUUUAAGGCACACAAUGUGGACACCACCAUACCGCAUGCAAUAGUAAAACGUGAAGAUUUCUUAGUGGACAGUGGCGGCUUAAAUUCUGAUGCUGCAGGUAAUUUUCGUGAUGUUCUCUUCCCUUUGAGAUCUAGCAAUGGCAGUAAUAAAAGUAACUGGAGUUUGAAUGGAAAAAAUGGCAGUACUUCACCAACAACGGCUCUCAAAGAGAAUUUUGCCAACAUCAGAAUUUCAUCACCACCACAGAAAAAACGUGUGAAAUUCGAUGAUUCCUUAGAUGAGUUGUAUGAGCAGCCGACAUUUGAAUUUCAACGUCACGUUACCCAAACAGAUGGCAAAAAUGGAACUACACUACGUGAAAAAAUCUACGACUUUUUUGCAAAUUUAUUCUGAGAAAAGGGUAAACUGGAUUUUAUUUUUAAAUGUCUUAAGCAAAGUUUAAAGUGGACUAGAUGCUAGUUCCAAUAGUCUAAAUGUUUAUUUUUAAAACUCAUUGCUGCACAACUUUAUUUUUUUAAGAUAUAAACCAAUACUCCUAUGCAUACGUA
This is a messenger RNA of Stomoxys calcitrans (stable fly), 2589 nucleotides long. RefSeq lists its product as uncharacterized. NCBI's taxonomy places the organism in Eukaryota, Metazoa, Arthropoda, Insecta, Diptera, Muscidae. The coding region runs from base 299 to 2434 and encodes 711 amino acids. Gene Ontology annotation, molecular function: guanyl-nucleotide exchange factor activity. The record is from RefSeq and is a predicted model, not a curated record. Gene Ontology annotation, cellular component: cytoplasm. The transcript is spliced from 3 exons.